Molecule: messenger RNA, 3940 nt
Organism: Loxodonta africana (African savanna elephant)
Lineage: Eukaryota; Metazoa; Chordata; Mammalia; Proboscidea; Elephantidae
Product: polyhomeotic-like protein 2
Exons: 6
Coding region: 2-1159 (385 amino acids)
Source: RefSeq, a predicted model, not a curated record
CAUGGAGAAUGAGCUGCCAGUCCCGCAUACAUCUAGCAGUCCCAGUGUCGCCAGCAGCACCACCGGGGUGACUAGCAGCAGUGGCUGCAACAGUAGCAGCAGUAGUGGCAGUGGCCGCCCCACAGGGCCACAGAUAUCUGUGUACAGUGGUAUUCCUGACCGGCAGACCGUGCAGGUGAUCCAGCAGGCCCUGCACAGGCAGCCCAGCACUGCAGCCCAGUACCUGCAGCAGAUGUAUGCUGCCCAGCAGCAGCACCUCAUGCUGCAAACCGCAGCCCUUCAGCAACAGCACCUCAGCAGCGCCCAGCUCCAGAGCCUGGCAGCUGUGCAGCAGGCAAGCCUGGUGGCCAACAGACAAGGGAGCUCUUCAGGCAGCAGUGUGUCUACACAGGCACCAGCCCAGUCAUCCUCGAUCAAUCUGGCAGCCUCCCCAGCAGCAGCCCAGCUCAUCAACCGGGCUCAGAGCGUCAACUCAGCAACAGCCUCAGGCAUUGCCCAGCAGGCUGUGCUCUUGGGCAACACAUCUUCUCCAGCCCUGACUGCAAGCCAAGCACAGAUGUAUCUAAGGGCACAGAUGCUCAUCUUCACGCCCACGGCCACCGUCGCUACUGUGCAGCCUGAGCUCGGCACUGGCUCCCCCGCCCGGCCCCCCACCCCUGCCCAGGUACAGAACUUGACCCUCCGAACACAGCAGACACCAGCUGCAGGAGCCUCGGGCCCCACCCCCACUCAGCCUGUCCUGCCCAGCUUGGCCCUGAAACCCACACCAGGUGGUAGCCAGCCUCUGCCUACCCCAUCACAGGGCAGAAAUUCCGCUCAGGGUUCCCCUGCAGGUGCCAAGCCUGGCGUAAUGGACAGUGUGGUGGAGCCACUCAAGAAAGGAGAUAGCAACAACAGUGUGCCAGGGAGCACAGAGGGCCGGGCUGGGCUCAGCCGGAUGGUGCCUGCUGUGGCUUCCCACCCCCUCAUUCCACCAGGUAAGGGCUCCAGGAAGGAGGACUCCUAUCCCAGAAAACUCAGGGGGACUAUGGGGUUGGGAGGAAACAUUCAAGCUUUCCUUUUUCUCAUGGACAUGCUAAGUCACCAGCCACAUGUCUCUCUCUCCCUUCUCCCCAUCUUGAGAUAUUUAUCAGCUCCUGAUUCUAUUUCAUACUUCUAGCCUGAAAGAAGGAAACCGUGUAAGUGGAAUAAAUUAGUCCUUCUUCACAGUGAGUGCAAUGAUGAAUCUUGGAGUACACAAUGAUAGCUCUUAACCUUGAGUGAAUAGAGGUUGGCAGUCAGACUGUUUUGAAAUUCUCAAAGAGUCAGGGAAGAGGACAGGGCCUAGCCAGAAGCAUGUAAGAACCACACAGGGAGAUGGGGAAGUGGGCGGUUUAUCGUCUCAUCAUUCAACAGGCAUUUGUUACUAAUGUUUACCAAACACAUUGCCAGUUCUGGGUGUGCAAAGGUAAAUAAGACCUGGGCCCUGCCCUCCAAGGAGGGCUUAGUCUAAUGGAGGAGACAGACAAGUACAAUACAAUAUAGUGUGAUAAAUGCUAUAAUAUAUGUAAGCUCUGAGUACCCUACAAGCAUAGAGGGGCUAUCUGUAGCCUUGGGGAGCAGAGCCAAGAAAGGCUUAGUAGUGGAGAUGACCCUUGAGAAUAAAUCUAGCAGAUUAAAAAAAUGUGUAUAUAUAUAUAUAUAGCAGAUAACUUAUGAGGCAAGUUCUGUGAAGACGAUGAAUCAGUAUUCCCUGGGGCUAGACUCCUUUCCCUGCCUGCUAAAAUUCUCCCCACACUGCCUGUUACAGGCAAUCUUUAAUAAGAAAAUCUACCAAGAACCCCAGAAGCCAGACUUAUCAGUCUAGGGAACAAGAACAAGCUGUUGUACUACAGAAACAAAUAUAAUGUUGGACCACAUGGCUUUGCGUUGAAGAAAGAAUCACCACCGUGGUGUGUGAUCCCUGAUAUCUACUAACCCUCUGUCUUCAUUUUGACAAUUUAUACCAUCCACUCAAACCCACAUUUUUUUUUUUUUGAGAACCUACUAUAUGCCUGUUACUAGGUUGACCAAGACGGCCCAAGCAUGCUUUCUUACCUAGAGGAGUAUGUAGUCAAUAGGAGGGAGCCAGAUUCAUGAACAAAUCCACUCAAUUCCAUAUGUUCUAUUAUCAAAGUAAAGUAUGAGGUACAGUGUGGGCAUAGCUUGUCAACUCAGUGCCUGGCAGGAUAGAUUGGGGAUGGUGUCACACAGAGGAAAUGGCACAUGAGUCUUUAGCAUGAGUAGUUUACGCAGCAGACAAAAUGCAGAAAGAUAUUCCAGAUAGACAGAUAAAAGCACAAGUAGAGAGCAUUAUGGCAGUGAGUUGGAAAGAAACUGAGUUAAAGUCCUUUAUUCACCUUUUUGAGGCUUCAGAACUCACCCAGGGACAAAGGGUCAGUAGUCACCACUGAGCUGAGGAGAGCAGCUCCCUGCGAGGCCUCACGGCCCUGUGACUCUAUGUGCCUGUUAGUCUGUGUCCGGCAUCACUUUUUCCAGAGAUUAGUCCAGCCUCUUCCUUUAUGGAAAAAGAAACUGAGGUUCAGAAGGGUAAAGACUAGGGAACUUAAAAGGAUGGCAGCUUGGACUAGAGCUAGGAUCUCAAAUCAGCAUUUCUUCAACCUUCUCAUUCAACCCACAAACCGUAGAACAACUUCAGGGCCUGAAGACUUACUGAGAACCCCAGUCCUGCCCGUUGCCAGAAACUCCAGGUCCUGCUUGGAGCUACUCAUCACAGCCAACAAACAAGAAGCCGAGGUGUGAGAUCAGAAAGGCAGCUUUAUUUCAUAGUGCAAGGAAAGGAAUAGUCGGGGCUGUUUUGGUGCCUCCAAGAUUGCUUGAGGAUAGGGUUUAGGGAGGUUGCUUUUAUAGAGCUUACAAGCAAGGAGAUCAGGUAAAUUACAUCAGCAACAUUUUUAAUUAUGUUACACAGGUGCAGUAAGGGUAACAUAUAGCUUGGUACAUCGCAUGUUCAAAAAUGGUGGCCCAUCUCCACCCAAAGGGUGGGGAAGUUACUAUGUAUGAGGUACUUAAUGAGCUACAAGGUUACCCAGAGUGUCAAUAUGACACCUAAAGCAGUUUUAGCCGGUUUUACCUAGUUCUGGGCAACAGUUAAGGAAAGGGGAACCAGGAUGUUAAUAUAAAGAUAUGGGGCGUGUCAAGCAAGCUGCUUGAGGCAGUGGAAUUUUCUGCAGCCUGGGAACCUCUGUCUUAUGCCCAGUCUGAAAUGUAACCUCUCUCUCAAUCUAAACCAGCCUCCAAAAUUCUAAAGACCCUUCAAGAGAAAGACUAGUUCUCAGGUUCUUCCUAAGGCUGCUAGGCAACUCUGAGGUCUCAAGAAAACUGGACAGAAAGGGGACAAGCACUUAUGGAAUGUGUAUUGUGUACUAGAUAAUAUGCUAGACAUUUUAGUGCACACUACCUCUUUCAGUCUUCACAAGAACCCCGUAUGGUGGGUGUUAUCCAUUUUACAGAUGAGAAAACUGAAGCUCGGAGAGGUUAACCAAGAACUUACUAUGUAUGUGUUCACUCAAGGUCACAUAAGUAGUAAGUGGCAGAGCUGGGAUUCGAGCCCAUGUCUGUCUGAGUCAAAUCCUGUGUUCUUAAUUAUCGAGCCAUACUGCUGUUCUCAGUCCUUAGAGUAAUUUGGGGCUUCCUAGGUCUUUCUUGUUCCUGAUCCAAAGCUCAAAGAGCCUGGGGUUCUAAGAUUGCUCUGGGGUUAGCAGAGGUGGAGAACUCUUUUCUCUUAAGCCUUGUGAAGGUGAAAGUCAAUGAGUUACAGGCCUGAGGUCCAGAGGCCUAGGUGUGGCCUGGGGCUAACUGUCAAUGGCUGUAACACAGUAUAGAGACCAGUGGCUCUCAGGACUUUCUGUGGAGCAGCUGUGAGCUGCAGUACCACAAAGACCCUCUCCCCUGAGACACA